Molecule: messenger RNA, 751 nt
Organism: Folsomia candida
Lineage: Eukaryota; Metazoa; Arthropoda; Collembola; Entomobryomorpha; Isotomidae
Product: platelet-activating factor acetylhydrolase IB subunit gamma
Exons: 2
Coding region: 46-687 (213 amino acids)
Molecular function (GO): phosphatidylcholine lysophospholipase A1 activity
Source: RefSeq, a predicted model, not a curated record
GUGGCUUUACCCAUAUUGAAAGUUAAUUCCUCCUCCAGCCCAACCAUGAAGCUAUUAUUUGCCACCCUUCUCCUUUGCGGAUUCGCGCUGGCCAGUCCAGCCCCGAAACAAGAUCGCUGCACGAACGCCGUCUUUCUCGGAGAUUCCAUAACCGACGCGUUCGACAACGGAAACGGGGCCCCCGUCUGGCAACAGUUUUACGCUCCGAUUGGCGCCAUCAACACGGGCGUCGGAGGCGACAGGACGACCACGAUUAUUGACCGGAUUAACAAUCAGGGCAUCAUCGAUGGGCUCGGGGCUCACGUUGCCGUCCUAAAAAUCGGGACGAACGAUCUCUCCGGAGGCGUUCCGGAGACCACGGUGGCCCAAAAUAUUGGCCAGAUCCUCAACCUGAUUAAGGACAAGAAUCGCGGCGUCAAAAUCCUCCUGCUCGGAAUCCUGCCGAGAAACGGGGUCGACAUUCAUAACAGGAUUAGAAACGUGAACGCCAUCAUUCGAGGUUACGCGGAUAAUUUGAGCGUCUUCUAUCUCGAUAUGGAAGCCCAGUUUCAAGGCGAUGCGAUCGGAACGGUGCCAACGGAUUUGUUUUAUGAUGGGUUACAUCUUACUCUGAGGGGUUAUGAGGUCUGGGCGGAGACGAUGAAUACCCAAUUCUUCAAUUUGGUGAAUAACCCAAUUUGUCCGUAAAUAAUUAAAUAUGGAAUUAAAUAUGGGAUGUAAAUAAAAUACGGAGAUUUGUAUUCGAAAGUAA